CACAGUAGCAGGGUAUCCAGGGUAUAAAAGAAGCUAGUUGACUCGACUAAGAUCAUAGUUUAAUCCCAACGUUCUUCAACACAGACCUCCUGCACAAAUUCAACAAUCAAACUUCCUUUCAAAAAUGUUCAAGUUGGUGGUGUUGUCGACUUUGUUCGCCCUUGCAGCGGCCCGUCCAGGAUAUGGUUAUGCCCCCUUGGCUUACCACGCACCGGCUAUCAUUGCAAAGCCGGAGAUCUACUACGAAAAGAGCAUCAUCGAGGAACCAGCGAUUGCACAUGUCGGAACGGUUGUGAAGCACAUCCCGACUGCAGUUUCCCAUCAGAGUUCAACCGUUGUUCACAGUUCGGCCAAAUACGCUGAACCCAUUUAUGCGCCAACUGUGAAGCACACCGUUGUUUCCACUCCGAUUGUCAAGACCGCCUACCAUUCAUAUCCUGCCUACGCCUACGCACCGGCGCUGCACCUGGGACAUCUGGGACAUCAUUACUGAAACUGACCGGAAGCGAACGCUCGAACCAGGAUGAAUGCGGACCAUCAGGAAAUGGCGUGGAUCAUUUAGUUUAAAUUAAUUCGUUGCCAAAACGGAUACAAACUCGUGAUAUGUAAAUUAUUCGUUUUUUUCAAGAAGUCAUCGAUGACUAGCUGCUCGUUGUAACUGGACAUUGCCAUGACAAACGUUCAAAACGUUUGCAGUGUUUCAACUGACCCCCACGACGGAAGGAUCAGUCUUCUUUUGUUCACUUUGAUUGUUGGUGAAAGAUGAGAGGAUUGAUUGGAUAGCUGCGAAUAAAUGUGAACCAAAAAGA
Molecule: messenger RNA, 809 nt
Organism: Malaya genurostris
Lineage: Eukaryota; Metazoa; Arthropoda; Insecta; Diptera; Culicidae
Product: retinin-like
Exons: 2
Coding region: 125-493 (122 amino acids)
Source: RefSeq, a predicted model, not a curated record